Messenger RNA from Apodemus sylvaticus (European woodmouse), 1287 nucleotides. It is a transcript of the gene Mcub, whose product is annotated as mitochondrial calcium uniporter dominant negative subunit beta. Gene Ontology annotation, cellular component: mitochondrial inner membrane; uniplex complex. The transcript is spliced from 8 exons. Gene Ontology annotation, biological process: mitochondrial calcium ion homeostasis; calcium import into the mitochondrion. The record is from RefSeq and is a predicted model, not a curated record. The coding region runs from base 136 to 1143 and encodes 335 amino acids. Gene Ontology annotation, molecular function: calcium channel inhibitor activity. NCBI's taxonomy places the organism in Eukaryota, Metazoa, Chordata, Mammalia, Rodentia, Muridae.
GCCGGGGUGUGCAGCAAGCGAAGUCAAAGCGGGGACACACCCUCCUGUCGCCGCCCCAGUCGGCGGGGCGGGCUGAGCUCUAGCGGCCGGAUGAAGAUGCGUUGUUAAUGGCAGGAGCUCGGGCCCGGCAGGAGGAUGCUCCCGAGCGGGCUCUGCCUGGGUCGGUGGCGACUGCUGCCGACGAUCCGAACCCGCGGCCGCUGGUGUCCGAGGGCACUGCCACCCACACCCCAGGUUUUAUGUAUUAAACUCCCUGGAAAUCCAAAAUACCACCAAGCACUCCAUCAUGGAACCGUGGCGCCACAGGAUGAAAUAACAGUUCAUUAUAGACAUGGCCUCCCCUUGGUAACCCUCACUCUGCCAUCCAGAAGAGAGCGCUGCCAGUUCGUAGUCAAGCCGAUGUUGUCAGCAGGCUCAUUCCUGCAGGACUUACAGAAUGAAGAUAAAGGCAUCAAGACGGCAGCCAUCAUCACGGCAGAUGGCAGUGAGAUUCCAGCUUCAACGCUGAUGGACACUUUGCUAAUGAAAGAUUUUAAGCUCGUCAUUAACAAACUACCCUAUGACAUACGGUGUCACAAGAGAGAACAGCCUAGUGAAGAGCGCACGACUCAGCUGGAAAAUGUGAAGUCCUUGGUUCACAGACUGUUUACAGUCCUGCAUUUAGAAGAGUUCCAGAAGAGACGAGAGCGCCAUCUGAUGGCGAAGAUCGACUUGCUGAAGGAACAGCUGCGGCCCCUGGAGCAGGUCAAAGCUGGAAUAGAAGCUCGAUCGGAAGCCAAAACCAGCGGCCUCCUGUGGGCAGGCUUAGCUCUGCUCUCUGUGCAGGGUGGAGCACUGGCCUGGCUGACGUGGUGGGUGUACUCCUGGGAUAUCAUGGAACCAGUUACGUUCUUCCUUACGUUUGCAAAUUCCAUGGUCUUUUUUGCAUAUUUCAUCAUAACUCGGCAGAACUACACGUAUUCUUCCCUCCGGAGCAGGCAGCUUCUUCAAUUCUUCCACAAGAAAUCGCAGCAGCAGUGUUUUGACGUGGAACAAUACAACAAGCUAAAGGAAGACCUUGCCGAGGCUACAGAAUCCCUGGAAAACGUGCGCCGCUCCCUCCACUUGCAAAUUCAAGGAGAGGAAGUCAGAGAGAAGAAUUAGCCGCACGCUUUGACGUCAGCCGGCUCUGUGCAGGUUUUAUAGCUCACCGAAUGGAUGUUUUUAAGGUCGUGUUCAUUUCUGCUUGGCGUUUUCAGAUACAGUUUGGUCAAUAAAUUUGUGGGAAACGGAAGUAUUCAUUGACAA